CAGUCUAUGGCACAUCCUUGUGGGGGAGCGCCAGUUGUCCCAGAUUCUCAGGUAAUCUUUUCAACUGUUCAUGAAAGCCCAGGCUCUGUUUCUCCAUUGCCAGCAUGUCUCUCAAAGUCUAUUUCUCAGAGGCGAAACAGCACCUCUUUCCUUGAAGCCCACACUUAUUUUCAGCCUACAUUGAAAACCAUCACUCAGAAUGUACUGUCAGCUGAUAGUGAGGCUCCAAGUUGCAUUCCAGAGGUUUUUUUUGUUGCAGGCACAGAAAGACAAAAAUCUUCUAGUGAACCAGUAAAUGUGCAUGUUCACAGAUUACCUGAGCAUGUUAUUGUCCAUAGUGGAUGCAAAUCUUCAUUGGGACAGUUGGAGGAGCAGCAUCACAAAAUGUCUCAUUUAGAAAACACUUCAAGCUUCAUUCAGCAAGAGCAUCUUAUUGAUCUUUGUGGUUCCACUGCGUAUACCAGUACUCUUGGAACUGACAAUCAGUUCAGUCCUGCUGAGCAGAUGAAUUUUCUUCAGCAGCAAGAUCACACUAAUCAGUCUUGCAUUCCUCAUUAUGGCCAGUUCACUGGACAGAAAGUCAUUGCUGGGCAAAUUCAAAAUGUAAGAUUUGAACAAAAGGUCAACUGCUUGCCGCAGAUAACCCUGGUCUGUACACCACAAGACCCUGACUUGAACAGUCUGCAGGUCAUACCUCCUAGUUCUGCUCCUGCUGUCCUUGGAUGUGCAAGUGAAGGUCAAACCAGCUGUUCAUUUGACUUCCAUUUUCAGAGUUCGUCUCCACUGGCACUUGAAAAUUCUGGAUUUAUGUUAUCAACUCAUCGAGGUUACCUAAACCGUCAUGGCUCCACAGACGUUAAUAUUGAAGAUGCAGCCCAAGGAUGUGGAAUGUACAAUAGACUUCAGACUGUGGCAGAAGAGCAGCAAGUCUGCAUGUGCCGUGAUGUAGUUGUGCCUCCUGUCAACUUCAUUAGACAGAGACCAGACAGCCCCAAUAAAACUAAUGACUCUCUUCUGACUACCUCCAACACUUGGGAGUGUCCUUCUAUCAUUUCUGAUCCUGCCUGUUCUGACACUUCACCUCCUAAGCAAGCCCAGGUGCUUUUCCAGGAAGAAUACAUGCAUACUCGCAUUCCCCAAUCACUGGAAACAGAGCAGGGUCCGCUACCAUCAGUACCUGUUCAAGGAGUUGGAUGCUAUCAGCAGAGUUCCCAGGCAUCACAAUCUCUUGUGAGCCAUCAGCAGCCACAGCCAGCAACAAAUGUUUCAGCACUGCCACAGACUUCGAUUACUCAUCCUGGGCCAGCCCAUGUCCAGCAACAGAUAUCUGUUCCAGCUCCAGUAAUUUCCCAGUCCCUUUCUGCUCCAGCUGUUCCUGUGAAUUCUAGCCUGUUCUCCAUAGGGCAAUCCCUUUCUACACCUGUAGUUUCUCAGCAUCCCAUUCCUGUGUUGUCCACUUCUGUUCCUGCUGCCCAAGGUGGUUUUCAGUCUGUGCCAGUUUCAGUGACAACCACUCUUAACCAGCCAGUAUCAUCAGUUGCACCAUCUGUUCCAGCAAUCUCACAAGUGGCAGGACAGUCAGUUGUAUUUGGUCAAGUGCCUGUGUCUGUCCAGGUACUGCCACAUCUCUCUGGAGCAGUUCUUCCACAGUCCACUCCUCAGUCUGCACCUUCAGCUGCAUUGCCAACCAGCCUGGGACAAGUUGCCGAUAUUCCACUUCAGAAAGAAGAAGCUGUUCAUCAGAGUUAUCCAUCACAAUACACUAAAGACACCAGCAUGGCUCAAGUUACAGCUACACUCCCCUCUGUCCCUUCUCCUCCAUCAUCUGUAUCCUCUGAGGCAGUAUCUCAGCCUGCCCCAGGAAUGAGCACAGUGACCAGCUUUUGUGGGCCAUCUCCUGCACAACAGCCUGUUCCACAGCCAACAACUACUGCACAUCAGUUGCCUUCUGGGCCUCAGCAGCCUCAACAGGCGUCACAGGAGGUGUCUGCACAAAUUGCAACACUGGACCAGACGCAAGGGCAGGUUGGACAAGUCUCUUCAUCUGUGGACAGUGCACACUCUGAUGUAGCAUCAGGAAUGAGUGAUGGUAAUGAAGGUGUUCCAACAAGUGGGAGGCAUGAAGGAAGAUCGACUAAAAGGUACCUUCGAAAGUCUGCAAGGAGUCGUUCUCGCCAUGAGAAGUCCUCCCGGUCAAAGCUUCGAAUACUCAAUGUUUCAAACAAAGGUGACAGAGUCGUGGAGUGCCAGCUAGAAACUCACAACCGAAAGAUGGUGACAUUCAAAUUUGACUUGGAUGGCGAUAAUCCUGAGGAGAUCGCUACAAUUAUGGUACAAAAUGAUUUUAUCCUAGCUAUAGAGAGGGACUCAUUUGUUGAGCAAGUGCGUGAUAUUAUUGAAAAAGCAGAUGAAAUGCUAAGUGAAGACACUUGCGGAGAGCAAGAUGGUGACCAAGUAUCAGAAGGAUUUCGAGUCAGGGAGACAUCUGCUUUUCCUGUAUCCCAGAACAUGCUGAAUGAUUUGAGACAGCCAGAAAGCAUAACUUUCUUGCCACCAGUAACAGGCAUUCUUCAAGGCUCUGCUACUCACGUUGUCCAUUCUGCUGGAAGACGGUUUAUAGUCAGUCCUGUUCCUGAAAGUCGUUUACAAGAGCAGCCUUUUUUUGGCUCUGGCAGUGUGGAUUUUCCAGUUUCAGUUUCAUCUCAUGGAACUGGAAUUUCGCUUUCUCACUCGGCAUCAUCUGUUAGCCUACAGCAAGCAUUUGCAGAGCUUAGGCAUACUCCACUUCAGGAAGGACCCAGCACGGCCCCUCCUCAGUUUAACCAGGCAGUACCACCUUUACCAGUAGUUGUACCUUCCCAAGACAGUAGUACUUUGCCUUCUGCUUCUCCUACCUUGGGUACAGUUAGUAUUGCUACUGUGCCCCCCCAUUUGACUCAGGCCAUAGUUUCCCCAUUAGCUCAGCAAACAGUUUCUGGAGUAGUUCCUGAUGCCAUUCAUACAAGUUCAGUGCCUCCAUCAAUGGGUUCACAGUCAGUGGUGGGGUCUGUUGUAAUUAAUUCAGUUAUGCCAGAACCCACUCAACAGAUGACUGGAAUUACUACCAUUGUCAGUGAUCAUGUUGCAUUUUCUACUGCUGUGCUGCCACAGUCUGCUCAGCAGAAUAUAAGUAGUCCAGUGCCUACUACACUAAGUACAGUCUCCCCUCCUAUAAUGUCCCCAUUGGUUCAUCAAAUGGCUGGUUCUAAUCAGACAUCUGUGUCUGCACCUUCUCUUCAGUCUUUGACAUCCCAAACCCAGGCUCAGCCUGUUGGGCCAGUAGCCACUCUGAAUGAAAUUGUUUCUUCAAGUGUGCAGCAAAGCCAGUCUGAUCCUGUAGAUUCAGCAGAAACUUUGCCUUUAGGCAGCACAGUGACCGUAUCUCUUCCCAUGUCAUUACCUUUAAAUUCAUCGGCCGUUACCAUGUCACAAUUUAAUGCGACUCAUCCUGUUAUUACUCAGUCUUUAGCUGCAGUAACACCUGUUUUAUCUCAGGCAUCAGGUAGUAUUGUCACACCACUGCAAGCCCAGGUGCCAUUACUUGGAAUGCAGACAGCAUCUUCAGCACCAUUGGUACAGCAGACCCUUGUUCACAGCCAGCCACAGCCAGCUGUGAUUCCUAAUCAGCCUCACACUCAUUGCAGUGAGACAGAUGUAGAGGCUCAGAUCAGAGCCCCAGGCAUUGAUGAUAUCAAAACUCUUGAUGAAAAACUCCGCUCUCUAUUCAGUGAACAUGGUUCAACAGGUACUGCAUAUACACUUGGGCAAGCAGAAAUGCCAGUGACCUCUGAAAUUCCAGCUGCUUCUACAACUACUUCAACUACAGUUAUGCCACCCUCAAGUCUGAUGAUUGGAACCACAGAUGCUUCAACUGUCUCAGUGCUUGUAACACCUGGACAAACUGCUACUCCAAGUUUCAUGCCUUCUGCUGCCAGUGUGCCCCCAGCAGGAAAACUGGAAACCCCAUCUUCUAAACCUACUCUUGGCAGGACACUGGUGUUACCAUUAGGUGCAGAGCUUCCGGCUGUCACUCCACCUGCUGAACCAUUACCACCCUUUCCUGGACCUUCACUAACUCAGUCACAGCAACCACUUGAAGAUCUUGAUGCCCAGGUACGAAGAGCACUGAGUCCAGAGACCAUUUUAGUUCCUUCGCAGCCAGCACAGAUUGUUGCAUCAGUGGAUACUGCAGGACAAACGGUUACAGCAUCACAAAGUGAAGUGGCUCAUGAAGAUGACUGCUUAAGUGAUGUUACUGCUGCUAGAGUUAUUAAGCUUGGACGAUUCCAGGUUGCUGUGAGAACGGAUGAUAUCUUGACUGCAAAGACAGAAGGUACCUCUUUAGAAGAAAAAGAACAUAGUAUUAAAACACCGCCACAGUCAAUGUCAUCGUCAUCUUCUUCCUCGUCACUUUCUGAAAGCAGCCCAGAGAGUACACUGGUCAAGACGCCUUUUAAAAAAGCAAUUCCAGACAUUAUAGAUGGACUGUCGGAACCAGAGUCUGUGGAACCAAAGCAGCAGACAGCAAGUGCCCAACCUAAUAAAAUUGGUCGGUUCCAAGUAACAACAAUGCCUGACAAAGUGGGCCGUUUUUCUGUGUCUAGAACUAAAGAUGAACUUUCCUUUGCUGAUGAAAAUAAGUCUUUGAUUGAGGCUUCUGUGAUCAGUAAUUCAUCAACAUUUGUGUCUGAACAUCCAGGGCAGCCUUCUGAUUUGACAUCCACUCUUGAACAGGAAAAUGCAGAUGAAACUGUGCAGACUGCACAUCUUAAUGGGCCCUCUUCUGAUCUAGAGGAUGCCUAUUUGAGUAGCUUCUCUGUGAAACAGUUGGAUAAUGGCCAUGGUAGUCCAGUUUCUCCUAACCUUCCACAACAGGACUCCAAGGGCUGCCUUUCCUCACAUUAUCUAAGCAAUUCUUUCAACUCCUCCUAUAUGAGCAGUGACAACGAUUCCGAUAUUGAAGAUGAAGAUCUGAAGAAAGAGCUCCACCAGCUUAGACAAAAACAUCUGAAAGAAAUCCAAGAACUGCAAGCUCGUCAAAGGCAGGAAAUAGAGGAGUUGUAUACAAGAAUGGGGAAGGUUCCACCGCCAGUUAUCAUUCCUCCUGCAGCACCUCUAUCUGGAAGGAGGAGGAGGCAUACAAAAGGAAAGAGUGGAAGGUCUAGCCGGAGCAGUUUGACAGGAAAUAAAGUCCCUUUUCAGCUAGAUACUUCAUCACCUCAGAAUGUGUCUUCAUUAUUAAGCCCUGAGCAGAACCUUUUUCUGCCAAGCAGCUCUCAAGAGUUAGAGCAGAGUCAAAUGCUGCAGCCUUUCAAACCAUCCCCCUCCAAUGAAAAUGUGGGCUCUACCUUCACUAGUGAUGUAGCUAUGUCUGUUCCCAGCCUGUCUGCUCCUGCACAGGGCUGGGCGAAGUUUAACUGUGUCUCUGAACGAGUGACUUUCAAACCUGGAGGCAGACGGACCAGAUUUUUGAGGAAGAUGAUGAACAAAGUUUGCCCUUGCAACCAGAUGUGCAGAACAAACAGCACUAAUACAGUUGGCAGUACUGGUACAGUUGGGACUAACCAGACGGGCCUUGCUCAGCAAACUGGUGUCCCCUCCAUUCGAAAAGGAACAUUCACAGAUGACCUGCACAAACUUGUUGAUAACUGGGCCCGUGAUGCCAUGAAUUUUACAGGAAAGCGAGCACAAAAGCCACAAGGUCAAAACUAUUCAGAGGCACCAGGAAUGACAAGAAAAUUCUCUGCACCAGGUCAUCUUUGCAGUUCAUUAAACUCAUCUCUGUCAGGUUCCACCUCUAUACCUGCAGCAUCAGUUUCUUCUUUGGGACCGUCUCGUAAAAUAGUGUGUCCACCUCCUCAGUAUGGGUUUUCAGCAGCACCAUAUAGCACACAGUGGACAGCAACUACAGGCUCGGCUCCACAGGCCCUAGGUCAGUUUCAGACUGUUACUCCUGGUACAGCAACCUCCCUGCAAGGUUUCAGUGUCACCACUUUGCAGAAAUCGAUCAGCAAUCCUCCUGGCUCCAACUUGCGGACAACGUAGCAAUUCUGCAACUUUAGGACAAAUGUACUGAGUAGGGGACUAAGCAACACCUAAACCAUGUCUAAUCCUAUGGAACUCAUUUUGCACUGACAAAGUAACUCGGAGGAGGCUGUGAAUAACUCACUUUUGACAAGGCUUUUCUCCCAUGUGAAUAUUUAGUGAUCAAAUCUAUGGGGUUUAGGCAGAGGGUGUCAUGUCUCAGGAGGCAAAAUGGGGUAGAGGGUGUGAAGCAUUCAAUCGCUUCCUUAAUUUUGGGGCUUAUUGAAUGUGUGUGAUUCAAGGUAGGGCUUGGAUUGUUAACUCUGUGUUCAUUUCAGCUGGUGAGGAAAGAUCAAAUUCAUUGAGCAUCACGGUGCUUCCCCCAACACCACCCUGUAUAAAUCCUCCAGUCUCCUUGAUUAUACAGAUUGGCAUUUGCUUUCACUUCUGUGCCUUUUCAGCAGUUCAUACAGCAUUGCUAUUUGUAUUCCACAACUGUUGGUUAUCUACAUCUGACGGCAGAGCAUAGUAAAGCUACCCUUAAUUAGUAACAUGAAAGAUUUACAGCUGUUGCAGGGCUUGACUGUAGGAAUCUGUGCUGAUAUUGAGAGAAUUGCAGUACAAGUAUUGGCUGUCGAUACAGAAGGCUGCAGUGGUUGUUAUCUGCUAUUUUUUAUCAUGGGGUUGUAUGGUAAAACAACAGUGUUUAAUUCAUCAGAGAAAUUUGUAUGCGUCUCCCCCUGUACUUGCAUAUAUAUGCAUACAUAACAUAUGUUUGCGCACACACACAUGUAGUAAAAAGGGGGCAGAGCCCAUCAUUCUUUGAUAAUCAAAACGAUGUGCUAUAAAUGUCAGACAAUAGCAGUUAAAUGGAAGAUUGUCGGGGGAAUGAACGUUUAAGAAAAGGCUAGCUACUCUUGUGUACUAUUCAAGUCACUUUAAAAUUUCUUUGUAUUUUCUUUGUAUUAGAUAAAUGUGAAUGUAAAAUUGUAUAAAUGUACUUGAAUAACUUUUAAUUUUUUUUAUUUGUUCCUGUUCCCAGUAUGCUUGCUGGAUACAUAGUGCCUUGAAUUUAAUGUUUAUGUUUUGUUUUCUGCAAGACUGUGCUUGGCAUCCUACUCUUUAAAUUCCGAAGGAGGGAAGGGUUUAGCUCACUGUAGGCCUGGUUAACAAAAAAGGUAUAAAUCAUUAGAACUUAAAAGAUUUCAAACUGCUUUUUUGUAGUACUGUUACCUUUUUCUUGACGUGCUGUAAAUUACUGUGUAGUUCAGAUGGAAAAGAUAUCAGUUUUUGUGAUGACUGGUCAAGAUCAUAGUGCUUUUCUGCCGAGUGAGGGAACUUUCUAAAAAAGCACUCUGAAAACACUGUAUGCCUAAAAAGUGAAGUGAAACACCGCUGAUACAUUCAAGAGUUUUUUCAGUAUUGGCUUGCUUUUGUACUUUAAAUAGAUGGAACUUUUUUUUUUACAUUUCUGUAAUAAUCUUUCUUUAGUAGUGUCAUUGCACUGAGCCCAUGUCAGACAUGAUCAUUGAAUGCACUUGUGUGGCUUUGUCACUAAGCAGGAAAGGUGAAACCAGACUGACCAGUUAAAUUGUGCAGCUCCAUGUUAUAGUGGCACCAAGGCCUUUCACAAUUGUCUAAAGACUGAAAAUCAACAAAUGUUUAGAGAAAAAACACGGUUAUUGUAGGUGACAACAAUAUAUGGAGUAAACAUAGGACUAUCUUGCAAGGCUUGAGGUCCCUUUCCCUUAGGUCGUACAAACAGCCAUGGAGCAAAGGAUAGAAGUCUUUAGAAGACUUACAUUCUUGCCAUUGGAUUCUGUUUUAAUGUUUUCUUCCUUUUCAGUCAACAAAUGGUUGUUGCCUUUCCUGAUCCUUUGAGCAUUUUUACAUUCUUUGCUUUUAUUGCAAAUUCACUAGUAUUACUCUGUAGGGCUGCAGUAAGCUCCGUCCUUUCAGUAACUGCUUAUUACCCAUUCAGAUGGAAGGCUAGAAUGUGAGCAUAUCUUCUGUUCCUCCAAAAUGUGUUGCAGAACUUCAUUAGUAGUGACAUACAGUGUAUGUUGCCCUGUAAAUUGUAGUACUGUCCAGCUGCAUGGGAGCUGUUGCAUUGAGAAAGCCAACAUCUGUUGCUGCGUGAACAACAGUAAUUACAUGAAGAUUUUUUUUUUUUUAUAUAAAAUAUUGAAGUCUUGUUUCUGUGUUGCACAUGAGUUCUGCUUGUUUUAUAUGUGGAACUUCUUCCACUGAAAGAAGUCUUUGUGCUAAAAGCUUAAGCGUUUACAAGUUGUCUUCUGCUCAUUAAAACACACUGGAAAAGGAAAUACAGGUUGAUUAGAAGUCCUUAUGUGUGGUUGAGCAAAAUAAUGAAGACAUUGUUACACAGUAAGGUUAUACUGCCUCAUGUUGCUUUGAAGGAGGGUGGGUACUGAAUGUUACUACUUACAUGCCAGAUGUUUGCAUUGUUGGAGUGCAAAGUGUUGAUUUACUGUCAUUGCCUUCCUGGUUGCUAAUUCCAUAGAUACAGAAUCCAUUGCAGUAAAACAUUUGUUAAAAACGCAUACAAAAUGAUGAGUAGAGCACAGGUUGUCUGACUGCUUUUAAUAAGCCCGUUUAAAUGCUGUCCACAGAAAAUUGAUUUCAUUUGUCAUUACUUCCCUCCUGUGAAAAAACAGUUAAAACAUGCAAACAUGAAAUGCUACUGACCAGUUAAAUUAUUGUGCAAAUGUUACACGUUACUACCAUUCACGCAGCAGAUUUUGUUUUGGAAUUGUUUUCCAUUAUUUAACACUGUAAAAUAUAUAUAUACAUAAAUAAAUGGAUAAAGCCUC
This is a messenger RNA of Protopterus annectens (West African lungfish), 8894 nucleotides long. Its product is annotated as serine/threonine-protein kinase WNK1-like. The record is from RefSeq and is a predicted model, not a curated record. Gene Ontology annotation, biological process: positive regulation of potassium ion import across plasma membrane; protein phosphorylation; monoatomic ion homeostasis. Gene Ontology annotation, molecular function: potassium channel inhibitor activity; protein serine/threonine kinase activity; chloride channel inhibitor activity. Gene Ontology annotation, cellular component: cytoplasm; cytosol. The transcript is spliced from 22 exons. The coding region runs from base 7 to 6084 and encodes 2025 amino acids. NCBI's taxonomy places the organism in Eukaryota, Metazoa, Chordata, Ceratodontiformes, Protopteridae.